AUGUGUGUCAAAGAACUUUUCAUUCAACGCUUUGAUCCUCUUACCGUAUCGUACGCAGUGUUACCAGAAGACAUAUGUCAGGACAAUUGGACCUAUUACAAUGGGUAUUGCUAUAGAAAAGUCUUGUCUUGUGACUCGUGGGAAAAUAGUCAGGAGACAUGUGCUUCCCUGGACGCAAAUCUUCCCAGCAUACACAGCCAAGAAGAAAACGUAUUUGUUCAAAGUCUACACGGCAGUACACAAUCGUGGCUGGGUCUGUCUGAUAAUUUCACCGAGGGUUCGUUCGUCUGGAGCGAUGAGACCCCUUUAGACUUCCAUUACUGGGCAGAAGGACAACCAAACAAUUUGCACAACCAAGACUGUGUUCACACUCUUGGUUUCUUUAAUGAGUUUACUUGGAAUGACGUAAAUUGUACAGACUGCCACGGAUUCACUUGUAAGAGAGAUUACAAUGAGUGCCAAUAUUUCGCUGACUCCUGUCCAGCAGGUGCGACUUGCGUGAAUAGCUAUGGUUCCUUCACUUGUUUAUGCCCCACUGGAUAUACCUUCGAAGAGGGAGACUGUCUAG
Messenger RNA from Pocillopora damicornis (cauliflower coral), 568 nucleotides. Its product is annotated as C-type lectin mannose-binding isoform. Gene Ontology annotation, molecular function: calcium ion binding. The record is from RefSeq and is a predicted model, not a curated record. NCBI's taxonomy places the organism in Eukaryota, Metazoa, Cnidaria, Anthozoa, Scleractinia, Pocilloporidae.